Molecule: messenger RNA, 2784 nt
Organism: Diachasma alloeum
Lineage: Eukaryota; Metazoa; Arthropoda; Insecta; Hymenoptera; Braconidae
Product: U3 small nucleolar RNA-associated protein 14 homolog A
Exons: 3
Coding region: 96-2663 (855 amino acids)
Biological process (GO): rRNA processing
Cellular component (GO): small-subunit processome; nucleolus
Source: RefSeq, a predicted model, not a curated record
GUCUCACCAAGUCUCCGGCACAUGUCUCUUCUUAACCUCAAAUUUCUCCAAAGUCCAGCGUGUUCCGAUAGAUAAUUGAAAAAAAUUGUUAAUUAAUGAUGAGUGACCUGGAGAAUGAUCUGGAGAGCGAUCAUGAGGUGUCCAAGGACCACUCCAAGCUGCUGGAGGAAGUCGCGAAGCUUGAUCGUGGCCAGAGAGUAAAGAAGCCCAGCCGAAGUGAGCCGAGCCUGCUCGUCUCGGAGUUCCACCUGGUGAAGUCCGGCGUCACCGACAAGGACUCAGUCCACCUGACGGACCUCCUCCGCACGCUGCAGAGCAACCCCACCCACCGUCCGAUCACCCAGAAGAUAAAAUCCCUCCGAACCGCCAGCAAAGUCCUGCCGAAGCCCCUGGAGAGGCCCCAGGCCGAAAAGCUAAAACGAGAAAUAGCCUUCGAGAACACGAAGAAAGAGAUCCAGAAGUGGGACGCGAUAAUCACGCGCAACAGGACCGCCCCGAAGCUCUCGUUCCCCCUGGCCCAGGGUGAGGUGUCCCUCAAGGGCACCAGCACCUCUGACUUCAUAAAACGAUUCAGAGUGCAGUCAGACCUGGAGAGGGAGCUGGCAGCCCUGGAGCCCCAGCAGCCGGAGCCAGAGGAGAGCAAGGACGACUUUCCCCUGACCCUCGGGGAGAUCCUGGAGAGGCGGAGGGAGGCAGCGAGGUUCAGGGCUCAGCAGUCCUACAGGGAGGCCAAGGCCCAUCGCCAGAAUAAAAUCAAGAGCAAGAAGUUCCACCGAAUAGCGAGGAAGGCCAAGAUCAAACAGCAGAUCAAGGAGUUCGAGGAGCUCCAGAAGACCGAUCCCGAGGCUGCACUGGAGAAGCUGGAGAUGCUGGACAGGACGAGGGCGGAGGAGAGGAUGUCGCUGAGGCACAGGAGCACUGGCCAGUGGGCGAGGAACAAACAGGUCAGGGCGAAGUACGAUGCAGAGAGCAGAAAGGUUCUUGCCCAGCAGUUGAGCAUCAGCAGGGAGUUGACGCAGAAGGUGACGAAGGGGGAGAGCAACGAGAGCGACGAGGGGGAGGACGAGGGGGUGGUGAUCGACGGGGGGGACAAUCCUUGGAUCAAUGCUGUCAAGUCUGGUGAGGAGAUCGAGGAGUUUGUCAAGGGCUACAAGAAGUACUGGGACGAGAGGAAUAAACGUGUUGAGGAGGAGAAGGUGAUGAGGGCUCAAGAGAGGGGGGGAAGUGCUGGGGGAGGCGAUGAAGGGGUGAACAUUGUUCCAGGGGAUGUUCCUGACGCUUUGAAUCCUGUGGAGGAGGUUGUUGGGGGUGGAGACCUUGGAGAAAAUUCAAAGAAGAGUAGCAGGAAGGAGACAACGUCGGUGAUUAAAUCGAAAACGUCUGAGGGAGAGGAUGAAGGGGUGGAAAUUGCUUCUGCUGAUGUUUCUGGCGUUUUUAAUGUGGAGGAGGGGGCUGGAGGGGGUGGAGACGGUCCCGGUGAGGGGAGUUCGAGGGAAAGCAGAGGGAAAAGUAGGAAGAGGGCGAAAACACUGGAGAGUGGGGAAUUAGGGGGGAACGAGGAGGCAUUCGAGGUUGAAGAGGUGGAGGUUAAUGGUAGAAUUGUAAAAGUGAAGAAAUCUCGAGGGACAUUCACGUCUCAGUGGACGAUAGAGACAUUCCCUCGACUGAGACCCAGAGCAGAGGAAUCUUCACUGGAUUUGGAUGACAUGUUUGAUAAGGUGGAGGGGAAAAUGAAGCAGAGGGCGAGUAAGAAGAUGAGGAGGGUGAAGCAGAAACUGAGGAAGCUGGAUAAACUGGCGGAUACUGAGGAGAAUGAGGAGGAGGAGGGUGAGGGAGAGCUGCCUGAUCUCUCCUUCAAGAGUACGAGGCUUCGUCCGGAGCUCGAUGGGCCCUUGGACGAGACUGCUGGGGGCCAGGGGGCUCAGGUGGCGAGGAAUGCCACGACUCCUCCUGGGGAGGUGGGGGGAGGCACCAAGCGAGGAGCUGACAUUGAUCCCACGAAAUUCAUAUCUGUGAAACCGAAGCAUCUGAGGACGCAAAUUCCAGAGGUAAUGGGAGAUGAGGGGGCCUUGGAUGAUAGUGAGGAUGAGGCGCAGCAUAAUAUUAUCAGCGAGGCUUUUGCUGAGGACGACGUUGUCGAGGAGUUCAGGAGGGAGAAGGAGGAUGAGAUUAAAAAAUCACAGCCUGAAGAUCUGGACCUUCGUCUCCCCGGCUGGGGUUCCUGGGGUGGAAAAAAUAUAUCUCAGAAUCUCCGGAAAAAACGCAGAUUUAUUAUGAAAUUCCCGAAAGAAGCGCCUCGCAAAGACGAGAAUAAAGGAGACGUGAUCAUCGUGGAGGAUGCGAACAUCCAGAUAAAACGACACUUGGUCGCUGAGCUGCCUUAUCCAUUUACCAGUGUCGCUGAUUAUGAGGCGAGCAUACGGGCGCCAAUUGGUCGAGACUUUGUCCCCGAAAAUGCACAUAAACGGUUGACUGAUCCCGCGGUGGAAACCAGGAUGGGAACGAUUAUUGAACCCAUGGACGAGGACGUUCUGGUCAAUAAGAAGAGGAAGAUUACUGGGCUGUUACCAGAUAGGGGCGAUAGGGAGGGGAAGAGGAGAGUCAAUAAGAAAAAUUAUAAGAGUGGGAAGAAAACAGGAAUCAAACAGAAGAAAAUUAAGUGAAGUUAAGGAAAAUUUUGAGGCAAUACUCAAAUGAAGGGGAAAACGAUGUAAAUUAUUAAUUGAUAACUAGUUCAAUUGAAGGAAUUUUUAUUCGUUUGGAAGAAUAAACGAUUUUAAGGGA